AGGUGCCCCGUGCGCGCUGCCGGGCGGACUGCGGGAAGGCGGCUGUUUACCUUGUCCAAAAGAUGCAUUUAAUAAUACCGCCUCCCCUCUCCCCAUCCCCCACCCCAAAUCCUAUCAUCCCUUGCGGGCUGCGAUAAUAAAUAAAAGUCUUUAUUUCUCCCUCUCCAAAAGUUAAAGGGCCUUGUCCUCUCCCCGGGCUGCUGGAAUGGGGGAUUCGGCGAAGGAAGCUCGUAACAUGGCGGACACCGAGGAAGGCUUCGGGCUCCCGAGCACGCCGGCUGACUCGGAGGCCAAGGAGCUGCAGGCUGAGGCCAAGCAGGACCCCCAGCUGGGGACCACCAGCAAGGCCCCCACCUCUCCGCAGGCAGCCUUCACCCAGCAGGGCAUGGAGGGGAUCAAAGUGUUUUUGCACGAGCGGGAGCUGUGGCUGAAAUUUCACGAGGUGGGGACGGAGAUGAUCAUAACAAAGGCUGGAAGGCGUAUGUUUCCCAGUUACAAAGUGAAGGUCACUGGACUCAAUCCAAAAACGAAGUACAUACUGUUGAUGGAUAUUGUACCAGCGGAUGACCACAGAUACAAAUUUGCAGAUAAUAAAUGGUCCGUGACUGGGAAGGCAGAGCCGGCCAUGCCCGGCCGCCUCUACGUGCACCCCGACUCCCCCGCUACCGGAGCCCAUUGGAUGAGGCAGUUGGUUUCCUUCCAGAAGCUGAAGCUCACCAACAACCACCUCGAUCCCUUCGGACAUAUCAUCCUGAACUCCAUGCACAAGUACCAGCCCCGGCUCCACAUCGUGAAGGCAGAUGAGAACAAUGGCUUCGGCUCCAAGAACACAGCCUUCUGCACCCAUGUCUUCCCAGAGACCGCCUUCAUCGCUGUUACAUCCUACCAAAACCACAAGGUGAGAGCUUGGCCGGGCCUUCGCACCAGCAAACUGUGUCUCCUCUUCCUCACUCCCUCCUGA
This is a messenger RNA of Lagopus leucura (white-tailed ptarmigan), 961 nucleotides long. RefSeq names its product T-box transcription factor TBX5-like. NCBI's taxonomy places the organism in Eukaryota, Metazoa, Chordata, Aves, Galliformes, Phasianidae. Gene Ontology annotation, biological process: positive regulation of DNA-templated transcription; cell fate specification; regulation of transcription by RNA polymerase II. Gene Ontology annotation, cellular component: nucleus. Bases 206 to 961 code for a protein of 251 amino acids. The transcript is spliced from 6 exons. The record is from RefSeq and is a predicted model, not a curated record. Gene Ontology annotation, molecular function: RNA polymerase II cis-regulatory region sequence-specific DNA binding; DNA-binding transcription factor activity, RNA polymerase II-specific.